Punctularia strigosozonata HHB-11173 SS5 is the source of this 1038-nucleotide messenger RNA. RefSeq lists its product as uncharacterized. The coding region runs from base 1 to 795 and encodes 264 amino acids. Gene Ontology annotation, molecular function: protein binding. The record is from RefSeq and is a predicted model, not a curated record. The transcript is spliced from 2 exons. Lineage: Eukaryota; Fungi; Basidiomycota; Agaricomycetes; Corticiales; Punctulariaceae.
AUGGACUUCCUCGAAGAGUCGUCGUCCGACAUCAUCCUCCGAACGUCAUAUCCGGAGCCGACAGAAUUCCCCGCGCACCGCUGCAUCCUCUCCAUCGCGUCUGGCUUCUGGCACGACAUGUUCUCCCUCCCACAGAGCUCCACAGAAGCAAACACCCCAAGACCCAUCAUCGAUCUCUCAGAAAGCACUCAGACGGUCGAGCGCCUCCUCCGACUGAUAUACCCCGUCCUGGACCCGCCCAUCGACAGCCUCGACGCGAUCGUGCCGGUGCUCGAAGCCGCGGUCAAGUACGACAUCCCGCUUGUGAUCGAGAAGAUGCGCAAGCUGCUGGUCACCCCCGCGCAGGUCGAGAGCGCGCCGCUUCGGGUGUUCGCCAUCGCGGAGCGUUUCGGGCUCGAAGAGGAGGCGAAGAUCGCGUCCCGGCACACGCUCUCCGUCAACCUGCUCGACUCUCCCCUCUCCGAGGACCUGAAGCACGUCACGGCCUACAGCUACCACCAGCUGCUCGUCCUCCACCGCGAGCGCGCGCAGGCGGCGCAGCUCCUGCUCGACCGCCACGUGCCUGGCGGCGACCACUGCGAGAAGUGCGGGCACGAGAAGCGGUGGUGGGUCGAUUAUAAGAAGCGGGCGAAGGAGGAGCUCGCGGUGCGCCCGACGGGCAACGUCGUGUUCGAGAUCAAGUGGACGAGCAAGAGCGUCGCGGCGUGCGUCGGCUGCGCGGGCAAUAUAUUGAGGGCGAUGCCGUGGUUGGACAUGAUGAAGCAGAAGGUCGAUAUGCUACGAUCGACCAUCUGAUCUCCCGUCGGAUGGGAUGCCCAACGGAGGGGGUUCUGUGGGGUGCGGCGUUGCGGAGGCUAACGCCGCCCUCUGCCGACCCCGUGGUUUGGGCGAGGCGCUCGAGCCUCGAGGCUCUUUAUACCAUGCCAGAGAUGAAGCCUGAAAUGCCCGCGGUUCAUCGUCAUCAACAGCGUCCUAUUAUAAAAGCUAUCUCUCGUCGUCGAUGCUAUCGCUGUUACAGCUUAAUGUUCGUGAGACGCC